CCUCCGCGCCGCGGAGCCACUGGAGCCCGGGCGGGGAUGAGCUGGGCGGGAGCGCACACCCGCCCGACACACGCGCACACCGCUCGCGCCCCCGCGCCUGCGCUCGCUCCCCGGCUCGCGGCGGAGCCUGUUACCUCCGUCGGCCUCACCUUCAGAAGAAUGAGAAUCCCGUAACCCUCUCCUGGCCGUAACCGGAGACGGUUCUAGCAGAGGCUGCUGUGACUGCUGCUGCUGCUGCUGUAGGCGGGUAAUCCUUCGCGUCUUCAUCUCCUCGGCUUCCUGGAGUCGCGGCUGCCUCCUCUGCCGAGAUCGAAGGAUAGGAGAGAAACCCUCACUGCAGCCUGUGAUGAUAAUGAAAAGGAGAGCUAGAAGCCCUGUCUCAGGAGACUGAAGAAGAUAAAAGGUUCAUAAUAACUUCGACAUCAGACUUCUCUCUGCACUGGUCAUAAAGGCAUUGUAUAAAGUGAUCUAAAGAGAAUAUUGUGAGAAAACCACUAAGAAGGCAGUGACAAAACUCCCAAAUGUAUUUCCUACACCUGACACCAAGACAGCCACCUUGGUUUUCACUCCAUAUGCCUUGUUUCCUGGGUCCACGGGAAGCAUGAGUCUGUUGGGACUUUGGACAAGAGGAAAACAAGACAUCUUCACAAGAAAAACCAGACAUUAAAAAAAGUAUCGCAAAGUCUGAAGAGCUAGAACACAAACAUGGCGGACAGAGGACUUAGGGAUCCCGCAGAGGCCUCUCAAGAGGAUUUGAAAAACGACCCAUCAAUAAGUUCUCAGGCACAAGAGAUCUCAGUCAUAGGAAGGGCAGACACAGGUGAUCAGCCAGAAGAGCCAGAUGAAACAAAUUACGGGAACCAGCCAAAGGAUGGAACAGAACCUGAGCACACCCAGAGCUUUCAGGAUGGAGAACAAGGGCAUCAAGUCCCUGACUCAGGAAGUCCAGGUGACAAACCCUUGGAUCCAGAACCCAGCUGUUUGCCAAGUGAUGAGGUGGGAGGAGAGGAUGUGCUCCCACAGAGCGACUCUGCAGCCCUCCCUGAGGAGGUGAGCGGCGCCCCUGGAGUGCCACAGGAGCCACCUGCCGUAGACCCGCAGGACACCGAGAGCCCUGAUCGUUCCCACGCAGGGCCCGAGAGCCAGGGCCCAGUGAGGAGGCGACGGCGGGUGCCAGCAGAGGCUCAAAGUCAUCAACAGGAAACACAAAGCUUGGAAGAAAACGAAGAGAAUGCACUUGAUACCAAGAGAAAGAUGAAUAAAAAGGAUUAUUUGAGUUAUGGCUCCAUCUUUUUUGUCUCUGUGGUCAUGACUCUUGUUUGCCUCAAUUUUGUUACUAGCUACUAUUCGUCUCCAGCCCAGCAAGUGCCCAAAAAUCCAGCUUUGGAGGCCUUUUUGGUUCAUUUCAGCCAGCUGAAGGAUAAAUUCCCAGGCCAGAGUUCCUUUUUGUGGCAGAGAGGACGUAAAUUUCUCCAGAAGCACCUCAAUGCUUCAAGCCCCACUGAGCCAGCCACCAUCAUAUUUACGGCAGCUCAGGAGGGAAGAGAGACCCUGAAGUGCCUGAGCCACCUCGUUGCAGAUGCCUAUACCUCCUUCCAGAAAGUCUCUGCCAUUCAGAUUGACGGGGCGGCAAGAACCUUGGAGGACAGUGACUUGGUCAAGCAGUUGGUUGACAUGGAGCUAAGCUCAGGGUUUGAGAAUGGCCAGAAGGCUGCUGUGGUGCACCACUUUGAGUCCCUUCCCGCAGGCUCUACCUUAAUUUUCUACAAGUAUUGUGACCAUGAGAACGCCGCCUUCAAAGAUGUGGCCCUGGUCCUGACUGUCCUCCUAGAGGAGGAAACAUUAGAAGCAAGCGUCAGCCCAAGGGAAACUGAAGAAAAAGUGAGAGAUUUCCUCUGGGCCAGGUUUACCAACUCUGACACUCCUAGCUCCUUCAACCACAUGGACUCGGACAAACUGAGCGGGCUCUGGAGCCGGAUUUCCCACCUGGUGCUGCCCGUCCAGCCCGUGAGGGACAUCGAAGAACAGGGGUGCCUUUUAUAAACUAAGCACAGCCUUGGUUUCUGAAGGCCUAGAUUUACUUAAAAGUCUGUUGAAAAGCCUUCUGCUUCUGUGGAAGGAGGUUAUGAAAAGCCUGGAAAACACAAAUUUGCUUCUUUUAGAAACAAAUUCUCAUUUUUUACCUUUUGUAAAAUCUUUCAAAGCUUGACAAAACUUGACUUUUCUUUUUCCUGGCCUUUCAAGCAAAUCAGGUUUGAAAUAUGCAUAGAAUAUAUAACAGGCUUUUUUUUAAAAUCCAGAAAUAUAGCAACAGAAUCAUUGCAUGCGAAGAUAAUCUUCUCAGAAUGACUUAAAUGGUUUUUUGUUUUCUUGAGAGUCGGAGGAGCCUUUUGGCUCGUGUUUGGCCUGAACUGGAUCAGUUGCAGUUAUGAAGCAAAGAUAAUUAAAAAAAAAGUUUUUUCUAUCAUAUAUUAAAUACUUUAAAAACUGAUUUUAGUAACCUAGUCAUGGGACUACAUCUACUAAUUUGCUUUUUUGAAUAGUGUGAAAAGAAAUACGAAUUGAAAUACUUAGCUGUAUGUGAGGCACUGUGCUUUUAUUCCAUUAAUGGGCUAAGGUAUAAGCAACUGUUCUUAAGAAAUGUUCUUGAAAAUUGGAUUCAAGGGGGGAAUUGUCUAUAACCAUUGAUAAUGAAGAAAUUCCAACUGGCUGUA
Molecule: messenger RNA, 2714 nt
Organism: Suricata suricatta (meerkat)
Lineage: Eukaryota; Metazoa; Chordata; Mammalia; Carnivora; Herpestidae
Product: torsin-1A-interacting protein 2-like
Exons: 7
Coding region: 706-2043 (445 amino acids)
Biological process (GO): membrane organization; endoplasmic reticulum organization
Cellular component (GO): membrane; endoplasmic reticulum
Molecular function (GO): ATPase activator activity
Source: RefSeq, a predicted model, not a curated record